Messenger RNA from Phyllostomus discolor (pale spear-nosed bat), 5263 nucleotides. RefSeq names its product transferrin receptor (gene TFRC). Bases 152 to 2446 code for a protein of 764 amino acids. Gene Ontology annotation, cellular component: external side of plasma membrane. The transcript has 19 exons. Gene Ontology annotation, biological process: intracellular iron ion homeostasis; transferrin transport. NCBI's taxonomy places the organism in Eukaryota, Metazoa, Chordata, Mammalia, Chiroptera, Phyllostomidae. Gene Ontology annotation, molecular function: transferrin receptor activity. The record is from RefSeq and is a predicted model, not a curated record.
ACGGCCCGCUGGGGGUGGGAGAAGGCGGGACGAGACUAUAAACUGCUGGCUGGGGCUGCUUUUCCGUUGGAGGGCGUCAGCAUCGGCCUGCGGAGGUUAGGUUAACGGCGGACCGAGGAGGCUCCGGAGCUCUUCUGUGUGGCAGCUCAGAAUGAUGGAUCAAGCCAGAUCAGCAUUCUCUAACUUGUUUAGUGGAGAACCAUUGUCAUAUACCCGGUUUAGUCUUGCACGGCAAGUAGAUGGCGAUAACAGUCGUGUGGAGAUGAAACUAGCUGCAGACGAGGAAGAAAAUGAUGACAAUCACAUGAGGAGUAAUCAUUCCCAUGUUACAAAAUCAAGAAGGUUUAAUGGAAAUAUCUGUUAUGGAACUAUUGCCGUAAUCAUCUUUUUCUUCAUUGGAUUUAUGAUUGGCUACUUGGGCUAUUGUAAACGUGUGGAACCAAAAGCUGAAUGUGAAGAAAUAGCGUCUCCGGAGAGUCAGGAACCAGAGGAAACAGAUGAGUACCUUCCUGAAACACCUCCCCGUUUAUUUUGGUCAGACCUCAAAGCAAUGUUGUCAGAGAAACUGAAUAACGUAGAGUUCGCCAACACAAUCAAGCAGCUAAAUGAAAAUUCCUAUGUCCCUCGUGAGGCUGGAUCUCAAAAAGAUGAAAGCCUUGCCUUUUAUCUUGAAGGUCAAUUCCGUAAAUUUCAACUCAGCAAAGCCUGGCACGAUGAACAUUUUGUUAAGAUUCAGGUCAAAGGCAGUGCUCAAAACGCAGUGACCAUAGUGGCCGUGGGCAGUGGCACAGGAUACCUGGUGGAGAACCCUACGGGUUACGUGGCAUACAGCAAGAAUGGGACAGUUACUGGUAACCUGGUCCAUGCUAAUUUUGGCACUAAACAAGAUUUUGAGAGUUUAAGCACUCCUGUGAAUGGAUCUUUAGUGAUUGUUAGAGCAGGGAAAAUCACUUUUGCUGAAAAGGUUGCAAAUGCUGAAAGUUUUAAUGCAAUUGGUGUUUUGAUCUACAUGGACUACAGUGAAUUUCCCAUUGUUGAUGCAGAACUUCCACUCUUUGGACAUGCUCAUCUGGGAACAGGUGACCCUUACACACCCGGAUUCCCUUCUUUCAAUCACACUCAGUUUCCACCAUCUCAGUCAUCAGGAUUGCCUAACAUACCUGUCCAAACAAUUUCCAGAGCCUCUGCAGAGAAACUGUUUGAAAAUAUGGAGGGAAACUGCCCUCCUGCUUGGAAAACAGAUGCUUCAUGUAGGCUGGUAACAACACAGAAUAGGAAUGUGAAACUCACUGUGAACAGUGUACUGAAAGAGACAAGAAUUUUAAACGUCUUUGGUGUUAUUAAAGGCUUUGAAGAACCAGAUCGCUAUGUUGUGGUGGGGGCCCAGAGAGAUGCCUGGGGCCCUGGAGCUGCGAAAUCCAGUGUGGGAACAGCUCUCCUGUUGGAACUUGCCCGGAUAUUUUCUGAUAUGGUCUUAAAAGGUGGGUUUAAGCCCAGCAGAAGCAUUGUCUUUGCCAGCUGGAGUGCAGGCGACUUUGGAGCUGUGGGCGCUACUGAGUGGCUGGAGGGAUACCUUUCCUCCUUGCAUUUAAAGGCUUUCACUUACAUUAAUCUGGAUAAAGCUGUUCUUAGUGCCGGCAACUUCAAGGUUUCUGCCAGCCCACUGUUGUAUUCACUGAUUGAGAAAACGAUGCAAGAUGUGAAACAUCCAGUUACUGGGCUCUCUUUAUAUCGGGAUAGCAACUGGAUCAAAAAAGUUAAGAAACUUUCUUUUGAUAAUGCUGCUUUCCCUUUCCUUGCGUAUUCUGGAAUCCCAGCAGUUUCCUUCUGUUUUUGUGAGGACGUGGAUUAUCCUUAUUUAGGUACUACCCUGGAUACCUAUGAGGAACUGUAUCAGAAAGUCCCUGAGUUGAACAAAAUGGCACGGGGAGCAGCAGAAGUGGCUGGCCAGCUCAUGAUUAAACUUUCCCAAGAUUUUGAAUUGAACCUGAACUAUGACAUGUAUAAUGAGGAAAUACUUGAAUUUGUGAGAGAUAUGAACCAGUUUAGAACAGACAUAAAGGAGAUGGGUCUGAAUCUACAGUGGCUAUAUUCUGCUCGUGGAGACUUCUUUCGUGCUACUUCUAGACUAACAACAGAUUAUAAGAAUGCAGAGAGAACAAACAAAUUUGUCAUGAGGGAAAUCAAUGACCGUAUCAUGAGAGUGGAAUACCACUUCCUCUCACCCUAUGUAUCUCCAAGAGAGUCUCCUUUCCGACAUAUCUUCUGGGGCUCUGGCUCUCACACCCUGUCAGCUUUACUAGAGCACUUAAAGCUGCGUCGAAAAAAUAACAGUGCUUUCAAUGAAACACUGUUGAGAAACCAGUUGGCUUUAGCAACUUGGACAAUUCAGGGAGCUGCAAAUGCUCUCUCUGGUGACAUUUGGGACAUUGACAAUGAAUUUUAAAUGUGAUACCCAAGAACUUAAUGGUACCUGUGACUCGUGCUGGCUGUGCUAAAUUUUCAGUAGGGCUACAAAACCUAAUAUUGUUAAAAUUCUACCCAAAUUAUCUUGGUACUACUAGAUGUCUUUAGGCAGCAACUUUUAAUACAGGGUAGGUGCCUGCACUUCAAGUUAAAGUGAGUAACUAUAUUAAAAUGUUCAUAAUAGAACAUUGUCUCUAGAAUUUUAAGUGCUUUGUAAUGGCAACUGCUUCUUUCCUGUUACAGUUAUUAAAAAAAAAAUCAGAUCCAGUUACAUGAACUGUUGCUCUAAAUCCUAAUGACAUGAACUGGUAUCAUUUGAGUAGGAGGAGGAAGGUGAUAUCUGUUAAAGGUUAAAAGUGGUAGCUUAGUGUGAUCCUCCAUCUUCAUUUGAUGCUAGAAGGGAGGUACCAGGUUGUGUGAGACCUUAUCCUCCAAAUGAGAUAAAUGCCUUCUUUAAGGAUUUAGCUGGUUUCCACAUCCCUGGAUGAAACAGUUAGCUUUCAGAAGAGAUGGGACUUGUUUUCUUGCCAUCAAGGUCUAAAAUAGAGGUCCUUUCGCUAGAUAAAAUAAGGUUCAGCUCUUUAUCACAGAAGUAAUGCCUUAAUGUGUAACCUCAAGAUCAUCUGUGAAAAAAGGAGACCAGGAGCCAAAGACCUAGUUUAUAUUCUUUUCCUCUGUCCCCUCUCCCAUUAAGUCUUGUUUAGUUUUUUACAAGAUAUUUUGAAAGAGAACCAGUUUUAGGUGUUUAAUAUCAAACUCAGUUUGUCAGACUUUAAAGACUACACUGCCAAAUUUUGGUCAAAGUGUUAAGUUUUUGGAAAAGCUUUCUAUCAUUUUGGCUCUGAGAUAUUUAUUGUUUAUUUAUCAGUGACAGAGUUCACUAUAAAUGGUGUUUUUUUUAUAGAAGAUAAUUAUCGGAAGCAGUGCCUUCCAUAAUUAUGACAGUUAUACUGUCGUCUUUUUUUUUUUUUUUUUAAAUAAAAGCAGCAUCUGCUAAUAAAACCCAAUAGAUACUGGAAGUUUUGCAUUAUAAUGGUCAAUACUUGAGGGUUUUAGAUCAGCCUCAAAUAAAAAUUUUAAAGCUAUUAGAAAACAAUUGAACUUAAUUAGGAUUGCUAAUCAAGUUAGACUUCUGUUUAGCCAAGUAGAUAAAAAUGGUAGUUUUCCUAAAUGCAGUAAUUUGUGACCAAGUUAUGAAUUAAUGUCACUCAGGCUGUGGUAGUACUCACAUGCAAAAUUUAACAGCUCAGUUUAUCCAAGGUGUAACUUUAAUUUUGCAAAAUUUCCAGUACCUUUGUCACAUACCUAACUCACAUUAUCGGGAGCAGUGUCUUCCAUAAUGUAUAAAGAACAAGGUAGUUUUUGCCUACCACAGUGUCUAUAUCGGAGACAGUGAUCUCCAUAUGUUACACUAAGGGUGUACAUAAUUAUCGGGAACAGUGUUUCCCAUAAUUUUCUUCAUGCAAUGACAUCUUCAAAGCUUGAAGAUCGUUAGUAUCUAACAUGUAUUUCUAGCUCCCUAUAAUUCUCUAUCUUCUCGUUUUAGUUGCAGAAACAUUUUUAAACAUUUGGUGGGUAAAUUCAACCACAGUAAAAUAAAAUUACUUCCUUCAGCAUUCUUUUCUUUUUUUGAUUCAAAGGCUGUUUUUAAACUUAAUGAUUUAAACGUAAAGAUUCAAGUUUGUUUUUAAACCUGAUGUGUUUUGUUACAUUCGUGGUUUCUCUGGGUCUUCUGUUUAGUGGGGUAGUAGCAUACAUUUAUAAUGUUUGCUACUGACAAGUGAAUAUAACUUCAUUCCCUAUGUGCAUGUUAUCCCCUGUAGCCUUAGUUAAUACAAGUUUGAAUCCAGAACUGAUCUUUUAGCUUAAAUUAGGGGAAACUAGUAUAGGACGUCUGGGGGAGGGAGAGUGAGGGGUGUGGGCAGUUGAAGCUUGCAAAAGGAUUUUUGAUUGUGUCUACCUAUCUACCUAUUAUUAACUUAUGGUGACCAUAAGUUAAGUGGAGAUGUGAACAAUUAAGCUGAGGCUACAUGAGGAAAGACUUGGUUUUCUAUUUAACCUGGUAAUCAGCUGUUUGUUGUAGGGCAGUUCAAUACUGUGUCACCUAAGAAAACGCCCAUAGGGUCUCUUAAGGUUCUUUAAACUUAGUGUCACUUGCCUAAGUUAAAACAGAUCUAGAUUAUUACCGCCUCACUGAAUUGUUUCACUACUCAGUCUGUUUAGUCUUCACAGUGUUUUAUCUUGUUCAAUAUUAGUGUUGCUAAGUAAAAAGGUCAGAGCUGGGGUUCCUGGUUUGAGUAUUAUGCUUUAUCAUACUUUAAUAAAAGCUCAGUGACUUCAAGGCAUAACAUGAAUAAUGGGCAUACAUUUUACAGCAGUAAGUCUCUUCAAAAAACUCUUCUGUGGUUAAGGUUGAGGUAUUUCCAAUCAAACAAGCCAGUAAAGUAGUAAGAGGCUUCAUAUUCCUGAAUGAAAAAUAUAUGUAUGACUAUGUAUAUCUGCUGGUUUUCAUUUUUUUCUGGAUGUAGAAAUCAUGUGAAUUUUGAACGUAAAGGAUAAAAUGAGGGAGGUCUGUCAUAACUCCCUAUUCUAGAACGUGCACAAUCUUUACUGUGUUUCCUCUUUUAAUGUUCUUGAAAUUUUAAUUGGCUAAAGAUGACGUAUUAAUUGAACAUCUUAACCUACUGCUCAGCUCUAUCUUUGUAAAUAAGUGAUAUGCCCUUAGAAUUGUAUACAAGCUGGUAUGUGCAACAAUGUGGAGAUUCUUAUCUGAUUUAAUAAAAUGCUUGAACACUGA